UCCCGGUAGCCGGGCUCUGCCAGCGACUGGGCGGGGAGGCGGAGGAUGGCAGUGAGCUUAUCGGCCAUUACCCUCUGUCUUGCCAGCCCCAGCAGCCCUGUGGUGGCCUCAACGAUGGACCCGGAGCCAGAGGGCCGUGUGGAGGGAGAAGUGUCAGCGUCGGGAGCUGCGGCCGCGGCGGCAUUAGGGGACGCGGCGCGGCAGAUGAGUAACGAGAGAGGCUUUGACAAUGUGGAACUCGGAGUCAUAGGAAAAAAGAAGAAAGUCCCAAGGAGGGUCAUCCACUUUGUCAGUGGUGAAACAAUGGAAGAAUACAGCACAGAUGAAGAUGAAGUUGAUGGCCUGGAGAAGAAAGAUGUUUUGCCAACUGUUGAUCCAGAAGAGGAGGAAGAGGAAGAAAACAGGAUGUCUGAAGAAGCAGAAAGACAGUAUCAGCAGAAUAAAAUGCAGACUGAUUCCACCGUUAAGACAGAUCAACCAGAAACAGUGGUAUCCAGUUCAUUUGUGAAUCUCAAUUUUGAAAUGGAGGGAGACACUGAAGUAAUUAUGGAAAGCAAACAAAAUCCAGUCUCUGUCCCACCGUAGAAUGAAAUAGAUUAUCAAACUUCAAACCGUAAAGUUUUUUUUUUAUACCAGGAACUUUCAUAUUCUCUAUAAAGUAGGACUUCAUAUAAUUAUUUAUGUUUUAAAUUAUUAAGUUAUCUGGAAAGGGAAAAUGUUUCUUCAGUCUUAGGCUAUAUCUAGCAAAAAAUAGCUCUGAAAUUUGGAUAUUUGUAUUGUUUUAUUGUUGAAUUAGUGCUUUGGUUUUAAAAUGAUUUUUUUUUAAAGUUAAAGACAUCCUAAAACCAUAAUCACCAAUUGAGAAGAGGUAAAUUAUCAAGCUUGUCUGUUAUUUGUGCAUCUGUUAACAAAAAACAAGGUAAGUUGCUGAUGAAGGCUAAUUAGACCAGAUCAUCUUAAUAGUCUCAGAUUAAAACGAGAAUUUUCCUCUUAUAUUUUCUCAUGUUAUGUUUUGAAUUUAUAUAUCUAGCCAUUAAUUUCACACUAAGGUUGUUUCACUGAGUAUGUAAUAUAAAGGAGCCUGGUACAUGGUACCAUGGUACAUACUUUGAAUUUUCUUUCACUGAGAAAAACAUUUUUCUGGAAGAGCGUUUGGGGGUUUAUAAUAUCAAAUAUCAAGAUGGGCUUCCAUUUUUAUACAAGUUACUUAAUAUUCUUUUUGUAGUUACAUUAAAUAACUAUCUUUGGACAUACUGUUAAAAACACUAGUUAUGGAAUGAAUUUAUUAAGUGUAUCUUUAUUCAGGUGGUUAUACCUAGUGGUUAUCUAUAUGGCAUUGUUUAUGUCACUCAUUCAACCUUUAAUGCCUCCUAUAGGCAAAGUAAUUUGGGGAGAAGUGAUUGGGAAGCAGGUGUAGAUUUAACCCAUCAGCAGGUGUUAAAUAGCACAUAUUGUACAAGGUGCAAUUGUAGCAUAAUGAAUUUACCUGUCAUUUACCAUUUUGAAAUAGCAACAGUAAAGUGGACAAUUCACUUGAGCAGGUUGGCGAUUUUUCUACUCAGUUAUUUGCAAACUUUACAGAAGUAAAUAAUAUAAAGCUAAUUUUUAAAAUAUUCCUAAAUGUGUAUACAGAACUUUUUUGAGAUUUCUGUAACUAACUUUGUAUUUCUAAAUAUCUUUGAUUUAUAACUAAUAUAGGUUAAAGAAGGAUAUGUGGAGUGUUUUAGACACUUUUUUCUAAAAGCCUUUUCACAAACUUCAAACAGCUUUUAGAAAUUAAUAGUUAUGUGAAUAGCCUUCCAAACAGCAUAAUGACUUCAAUCUUAAAUGUUGUUAGAAACUAACAAUGGGGCCUAUUAAGGAAAUCUGUUGUCAGUGAACAUGAACUAAGUUAUUUAACUGAAAGUUGAAGAAUACAGGUAGGAUAAUUAAACUCUUCAUUAGAAGUCUACAGUUAUGGGUAGUGCCUGUGGCUCAAAAGGGUAGGGCGCUGGUCCCUAUAUGCCAGAGGUGGUGGGUUCAAACCUAGCCCGGGCCAAAAAGUCUACAGUUACACCAUAACCAUAAAUACAUUUUUGGUGAUUGAGAAAGUGAUGGUAAUCUUUU
This is a messenger RNA of Otolemur garnettii (small-eared galago), 2106 nucleotides long. It is a transcript of the gene FAM177A1, whose product is annotated as family with sequence similarity 177 member A1. The record is from RefSeq and is a predicted model, not a curated record. NCBI's taxonomy places the organism in Eukaryota, Metazoa, Chordata, Mammalia, Primates, Galagidae. Bases 46 to 585 code for a protein of 179 amino acids. The transcript is spliced from 3 exons.